Aspergillus homomorphus CBS 101889 is the source of this 706-nucleotide messenger RNA. RefSeq names its product GFA family protein. Bases 46 to 468 code for a protein of 140 amino acids. Gene Ontology annotation, molecular function: carbon-sulfur lyase activity. Lineage: Eukaryota; Fungi; Ascomycota; Eurotiomycetes; Eurotiales; Aspergillaceae. The transcript is spliced from 2 exons. The record is from RefSeq and is a predicted model, not a curated record.
CCCUCUUUCCUCUCACCUCCCCCCUACCGAGCCCCCGGAAAUAGAAUGCCCUUCCCACCAACCCCGACAGGGGAAUCCAGCAGCCACACCGGCACCUGUCACUGCGGCGCCGUGCAAUUCCACUUCACCAUAUCCCCGCCGCUGCCCGAGUACCCCGUCAACAACUGCAACUGCUCCAUCUGCUCGAAGAACGGGUACCUGCUCGUGUACCCGCUCACCAAGGACUUCGUGAUCGAUCAGGGCGAGGAAAAGCUGCGGGAUUACCAGUUCGGCGAGCGCAAGGUCACGCACCAGUUCUGCGGUGAGUGCGGCAGUAGUUGCUUUCUCCGGCUCCCUGCUGCCGCGCAGGGAAUGGGGUUUCCACCUAUCUCGCCUGUUAAUGUGCGGCUGUUGCGUGAUGUUGAUAUUGACGGUCUCAAGCUUAAUAAGGUUGAUGGGAGGGCGUUCCCGCCCGAGUAUAAGGCUUAGUUAGGUUUCCGGCCCGGGUAGGGGGGGGGGCCUUCGGAGCUCCGAGCGAGUUCCACUGAUUGCGGACUCUCGGCGGUAUCUAUGGAAUGGUAGGGUGGUCUUCGGAGCUCCGAGCGACGAGCGAGUCCCACCGGUUGCGGAAUCGGCGUCAUGUGUGGAAUUACUAUACUAGCCUGCUUUAUGGCGCCUAGAAACUCUAAACAUCCGGAACUUGAAUCCAAUUCGUAGAUAUUGCAAC